Parasteatoda tepidariorum (common house spider) is the source of this 591-nucleotide messenger RNA. NCBI's taxonomy places the organism in Eukaryota, Metazoa, Arthropoda, Arachnida, Araneae, Theridiidae. The record is from RefSeq and is a predicted model, not a curated record.
AUGGAUAAAAGCGAUUUAUAUCGUUUUGCUCUUUUGAAUCAUUGGAGAAAGGAAAGGGAAAAGUAUCCCCGACCUAAUCCAUAUGAGGAUGGUAGCGAAUUCGAAGAUGAAUUCGAUUUGGAUGAUAUUGAAUUGGAUGAAAUUGAUUUUGAUGAGGAAUAUAUGAUGGAGUUAAGAGCUGAGGUGCCAUCAUCUGAUGAUGAUGAGGUUAAUGAUGAUGAGGUUGGGGAUGAUGAUGAUGAGUGUGAUGAAGUUGGUGAUGAGGUUAAAAACGAGGAUAAUAAUAAUAAUGAGGGUGAUGGAGUUGAGGAGCUGAUUAGAGAGGAAUUGACUUACCCAACGUUCCUAUUCAGCGAUGUACAGAUAGCGAGGCUAUAUAAGAUGGAUGUAGUGCACGAUAAGGAUUCAAUCGAAUUUGGCAUUGAGGACGAUAGAUUGAAAAGUCGUGAUGGUCCCUUCCUAAGAGAUGAAGUAGACUUUUGGCAAAGAAGUGAUAUUGAGCUGACCAUCAAUGAACCCUCUGAACAAAAAGAGAAGGGAUGCUUUCAUUUUUUCUCUCGAAUGUUCAGGAGAUUGUUCAAGAGAAAAUAA